AAGAAAAUGUCCACUUUUCGGAUUUCAAAUUCUUAAACUUCAACAUCCAUCAGACGUACAAGACGAUCCUACCGUAAAUUUCUUGCCAUGUUGAGGUGUAAAUUUCUGUAACUUUACAAUUCCUUUGCAUAUAUAAAUACCUGUUCAUGCAUGCAAGUCACAGAACUUGAAUUGUAGCAAAGCCCUUUUGAAACAUCUGAAGCAUGGCUUCAUCAUUCAUGUUUUGGAAAUUCCUCUUCUUUCUCAGCCUUGUAUUGCUUCACCAUUUCGAUGUCUUUGCUUCAUCUAAUGGUACUGAAACAGAGGCCCUUUUGAGAUGGAAAGCUAGUCUUGGCAAUGAAAGCAAGAGUUUCCUUUCUUCGUGGGUUGGAGACAGCCCUUGCAGCAGAUGGAUCGGAAUAGCUUGUGACGAAGGUGGUAGCAUCACCAAUCUCAGCCUUCCGGAUUACGGUUUGAGAGGUACACUUUACAGUCUCAACUUCUUUUCCCUCCCUAACCUGAUGAGGCUUAACCUUCAUAAUAACUCAUUUCAUGGGGGAAUUCCUUCACAGAUUGGCAAUCUUUCAAAACUCACCUUCCUUGAAUUGUCUGACAAUGAUUUCUCAGGGAAUAUGCCAUCUGAGAUUUUCUUAUUGAGAAGUCUCAAGUAUAUCUCUUUAGCAAGAAAUCAGAUCAGUGGUUCCAUUCCGGAAGCCAUAGGAAGGUUGAGUUCAGUUUCUGAAAUUUAUUUCGAAGACAACAAUCUAAGUGGUUCAAUUCCAACUUCUAUAGGAAGCUUGCAAAACUUAUCGUGGCUUGUCCUUUCUGGCAAUAGGCUAGGUGGUUCUAUACCUAAAGAAGUUGGGAACCUGUCCGUGCUCAUCGUCCUUGAGUUGCAAUUCAAUAAUUUCUCUGGAAAUAUUCCAUCUCAAAUAGGAAAUAUGAGUUCACUUGUUCACCUUCACAUUUAUGAUAACGACUUCACUGGUCCAAUACCUAUUUCAAUGGGAAACUUGCACAGAUUAUCUCGACUUAUCCUUGUUAACAAUAGACUCAGUGGCUCUAUACCUGUAGAAGUUGGAAUGUUGAGGUCACUCAAAAUGCUUGAUUUUUCAAGAAACCGCCUAACUGGUCCUAUUCCAACAUCUAUAGGAAAUUUAAGUAACUUGGAAUGGCUUUAUCUUUAUGGUAAUGACCUCUCUGGUUCCAUCCCAAAUGAAAUAGGAUUUUUUCGAUCUCUUUCCACAUUGCAGUUGCAAGGUAAUAAUCUCACUGGUGUCAUCCCUGCUGCUUCUAUAGGAAACUUGUCCAACUUAUCGAGUCUUUACCUUGAUAAUAAUAUGCUCUCCGGUUCAAUACCUCGAGAGAUUGGAAUGCUUCAAUCUCUCACUGAACUCUCAUUGAGCAACAAUACGCUUUCUGGUUCAAUCCCCACUUCUGUGGGAAAUAUGACGAGGCUUAGCGACUUAUCUCUUUCGGAUAAUCAUUUAUCAGGUCCUAUUCCUGCAACAAUUAACAAUCUUACUCGAUUGGUAAAAUUACAAUUGGGUGACAACUAUCUGAAAGGUCAGUUGCCUGAUAAUGUAUGCCGCGAUGGCUUACUUUUGAGAAAUUGCACAAGUUUAUUCAGACUUAGGCUUCAAGGAAACCAGCUUACAGGGAAUAUAUCAGAAGCUUUUGGCAUAUAUCCUAACUUGUAUUAUGCUGAAUUAAGCGACAACAAGUUUUACGGAGAACUUUCUCCCAACUGGGGGCAAUGUCCUAAUCUAGCAAGCCUAUAUAUCUCCGACAACAACAUUUCUGGGGAGAUACCUGUUGAAUUAGGACAGGCAACUCAAUUACUUGAAAUUGAUCUCUCCUUAAAUAAUCUACAUGGUGAUAUUCCGAAUGAAUUUGGAAGAUUGACAUCAUUGCUAGAUCUUUUGUUAAAUGGAAACAAACUUUCUGGAAAAAUUCCAGUAGAGAUUGGAAUGUUGUCAAAUUUGAAACUUCUAAAUUUGGCAUCAAACAAUCUUAGUGGAUCCAUUCCUGACCAACUUGGAGAGUGCUUCAAGCUACGGGGAUUGAACCUAAGCAGAAACCAAAUCAGUGAAAGUAUUCCUUCAACGAUAAGCAGUAUAUAUGCCCUUGAAACACUUGAUUUAAGUCAUAAUCUGCUGAUUGGAGAGAUACCAAGGCCACUUGGGAUUCUACAAAAAUUGGAACUGUUGAAUCUUUCUCAUAAUAUGCUUUCUGGUUCCAUCCCAUCGGCUUCUGAUGAUUGGCGAAGCUUGACAGUUGUGGAUAUAUCCAACAAUCAAUUGGAAGGCCCUUUACCUGAAAAUGCUUUUCGGAAUGCUCCAUUUGAUGCCUUAAGAGACAACAAAGGGCUUUGUGGCAAUGCAACAGGUCUAAUACCCUGUUAUGGUUUCCCUACCAUUACUAACAAAGCCCAAAAGAAAAGAAAGAAUAGACUUGUGAUUUUAAUUGUGCUGCCUGUUUUGGGUACUCCAGUUCUAUUAUUCAUUUCAAUUGGAGGCUUUUUCUUUCUUUUUCGGAAGAUUUGGAAGAGAAAAUUUAAGUCAAGGGAGGAACAAUCCCAAGAUAUUUUCGCAAUAUGGGGAUACGAUGGAGAAAUACUCUAUGAAAGCAUCAUUGAAGCUACAGAAGAUUUCAGCUCCAGCUAUUGCAUUGGAUCAGGAGGAUAUGGAAAUGUUUACAAAGUUGUGCUGCCAACAGGUCGAGUGGUUGCUGUGAAGAAACUUCACCAAUCCGAAGAUCGAAUGUUAAUCAACCUGAAAGCUUUUGAAAGUGAAAUUUGUGCUUUGGCAAACACAAGGCAUCGGAACAUUGUGAAGUUCUAUGGGUUUUGUUCGAAUUCUGAGCAGUCCUUUUUGGUUUAUGAGUUUGUGGAAAGGGGAAGUCUAAGAAUGGGUUUGAGUGUUGAGGAAAGAGCAAUGGAAUUAGACUGGAACAAGAGGAUAAAUGUCGUGAAAGGGUUAGCCAAUGCUUUGUCUUACAUGCACCAUGACUGCUCACCGCCAAUUAUUCAUCGGGACAUUUCCAGCAACAACGUUCUUUUGGAUUCGGAUUAUGAAGCUCAUGUCUCCGACUUUGGCACAGCUAGGCUUCUCAAGCCUGAUUCAACCAAUUGGACCUCAUUUGCAGGCACCUUUGGGUAUGUUGCUCCAGAGUUGGCUUAUACAAUGGAAGUUAACGACAAAUGCGACAUCUACAGUUUCGGUGUAGUAACCAUGGAAAUACUGAUGGGAAGGCACCCUGGUGAUCUUAUUUCAAGUUUAUCAUCAUCGUCAUCAUCGCUACCAAACUGGCAACAGAUUUUGUUGAAGGAUGUCAUAGAUCAACGUCUCUCAGCUCCAUUAGACCAUAUUGCAAACAAUGUGGUCUCUGCUGCUAAGCUAGCAUUUGCAUGCUUGCAUAUCAAUCCACAGUUUCGCCCAACAAUGCGACAAGUUUCUCAAGCUCUUUCCAGUCAACGGUUUCCAACGUCCAAGCCUUUCACGAUGAUAACCUUGGGAGACUUGUUUUGUUAUUAAGGUUGUUGGUGUAUGAGGUGCUUACCAUUUUAGAUUUUCAGCAAUUUUAUGUGUAGGUGUGUUUUGAGUCUUGGACUUUUAAUAAGCAUUCUUAUUGCAGCAUGAUCUGUUUAUUAAUGUCUUUAGCUUCUAGUUUUCAUGAAAGACUUUUCAAAGGUUUCACCAUGGGAGAAGCCUCUUUUAGAAUGUGUGAGAAAUCCUAAAUUAGAAAUAAUAGAAGGUUUUGAAGGUUGGUUGUAUUAUUGAGA
Messenger RNA from Durio zibethinus, 3763 nucleotides. The record is from RefSeq and is a predicted model, not a curated record. Lineage: Eukaryota; Viridiplantae; Streptophyta; Magnoliopsida; Malvales; Malvaceae.